AUGUCCAGACACCGACUUUUACAAACUGAAACUUCACAAUAUCACUUAAGAGCACCUAAAACUACAAAAAAUACAACUUUUAGUUAUGAUAAUAUUUCAAUAUUCCAAGUUAAUAAUAAUUGGCUACAGCAAGAAGAUUCAAAUAAAAUUGAUGAAAUUGAAACCCUAAAUUGGCAACAUGAUAACCAAGAAUUUGGAUAUGAUGAUAACAACAAUAGAAACUUCGAAUAUUAUAAUAGAGAACCUAAUAAUGAUGAAUUGAAUAAAAUGAGUUGGAAUAAUAUGGAAUAUGACAAUAAGUUUUAUGAUAUGAAUUCAGACAAUAAUAGCUCUGAAGAUGAGACUUUUGAUAAUUCAUCAAAAAUAUUUGAUAAAACAGAUUUUAAUAUAAAAUGGAAUUCAGAAGAUUAA
Molecule: messenger RNA, 411 nt
Organism: Dentiscutata erythropus
Lineage: Eukaryota; Fungi; Glomeromycota; Glomeromycetes; Diversisporales; Gigasporaceae
Source: the annotation of a GenBank genome assembly